AUGCCUCUAGGCGAGACAGUGGCCGUGAUCGACAAGUCCGGCAAGGUCGUCAAUACAAGCAAACAAGUCUUCAACAUUUUCAAUAAUGCCAGAAAUGCCUACCGUGAACGCAAGACGCAGUUCCAAUACGAGCGCAAUGCAAAAGUAGCUGAGCGACAAGCCAUUAAGGCCAUGGAAAACUUCACCUUUGAUGACUCGCAUUCUGUCGCAUCUUCUCGGCGAAGCGGACGGUCAAGAUCAAUUGCACGACGCCCCUCGGCCCCCGGUCGCAGUCAUCAUCCCCGUCGCGCCUCUUCCCGCGCCCCUUCGCACUAUAGCGAUGAGGAGUCCGUGUACGCUCCACCACCCGCGGCUCUCCCCCGGCGCCACACUCAGCCCAUCAUGGACACCCGGGAUGUACCGCAACAGCGCCCACCAACCGGCCGCACCAUGAGCGAUGCAGAUAUCGAUAUGGACCUCGCGUACGGAGACUACAAUCCUGAGGCCAUGGUACCACGGAAUUCCGACCCGCCCGGAGCCGCCUCACCGGCCAAUAACAUGCAGUUGCAGAGAAUCGAGGAUCCUGAACUGAAUAGCCUUGUGAACCGUGCACAGAUGUUACUGGAAGAAGCAGAAUGCCUGCAUUACAGUGCGACGACGGCAAUGAGUCAAUUGCAGCAACAUCCCGAUGCGAUGGCUGCCGUCGCCCUGACUCUAGCCGAGAUCAGCAAUCUCAUUGGCAAAAUGGCCCCGGCUGCCAUUUCGAUGCUCAAGACAUCAGCGCCGGCUGUUUGGGCUCUCCUCGCCAGUCCCCAGUUCCUAAUUGCCGCUGGUGUCGGCAUCGGUGCCACGAUCGUCAUGUUCGGCGGCUACAAGAUCAUCAAGCAGAUCGGAGGUGGGGGCUCCAACGAAAACAAGCCCAAGGCAAUCGAGGAGCCCGAAAGGCCCGAAGACUUGAUGGAAAUCAACACAGAAUGUCUCAGUUCAGUCGAGAUGUGGCGUCGCGGUGUCGCCGACGUGGAAGCCAACAGCGUCGGCACCAAGGUCGACGGCGAAUUCAUCACGCACACCGCGGCCACCAUGUCUGGUAUCGACGUGAACAACGCACGAAACUCGCGGGAUCCUCGAUUCAAAUUCGACGAUGACGCCGCGACGGUUUCAUCGCGUCGCACUGGCCGCUCGCGUAGCGUGCACACUCCCCGCCGCGAGAGCAAGUCCAAACCACCUACUACUUCCAUUUUCUCAAAGAUGCGGUCUCAGUCCAAGCCUCCUCCUCCGGCCAAGUCGCCCUCAAAGGCCCCUCCGCCAAAGGCUCCGUCUAGGGCUGCAACUACCCCGAUGAAAACCUCCAAGGCACCCUCUCCAUCGAAGACGCCAUCCAAGACACCAUCCAAGGCCCCUUCGCCGUCAACCCCAUCGAAAACUCCAUCUAAGCCCGCGUUCUCGAGGACUUACUCCAAGCACGACACCCACUCGGAGCGGGAUUCUAAACAGAGCAAGGAGACGCCUAAGCGGUCGAGCAAGUUGCGACUCAUGUUUACUUCUUCUUGA
Molecule: messenger RNA, 1530 nt
Organism: Aspergillus chevalieri
Lineage: Eukaryota; Fungi; Ascomycota; Eurotiomycetes; Eurotiales; Aspergillaceae
Exons: 2
Coding region: 1-1530 (509 amino acids)
Source: RefSeq, a predicted model, not a curated record